Molecule: messenger RNA, 2355 nt
Organism: Colletotrichum truncatum
Lineage: Eukaryota; Fungi; Ascomycota; Sordariomycetes; Glomerellales; Glomerellaceae
Product: alpha-mannosyltransferase
Biological process (GO): double-strand break repair; replication fork processing; mitotic intra-S DNA damage checkpoint signaling
Cellular component (GO): nucleus; Holliday junction resolvase complex
Molecular function (GO): crossover junction DNA endonuclease activity; DNA binding
Source: RefSeq, a predicted model, not a curated record
AUGCCGGCCGAGGUGAUCAGCCUGCUGUCGAGUCCCUCACUGGGGCCAUCGUCAGCCCAGCCCGCGUUGCCGCAAUCUCGACCACCGCCGCGGGCUAUUGCGAUUGCUGCAGAAGUCGUAACCUACGAUGAAGACAUCUUGGACCUAACAACAGAUUUUUCGGAGUUAGCUCCUGAACCAGCGGAGGGAGUUGUGGCUCAAGCCAAGAAAACGAGGCCGACUUACUCCCCAGAGAGUGUUUUGGGAACGAAACGACCUAGAGAAGAGCAGGCAACUGUUAAUGCGCCCGUUUAUUUCAUGUCGGAUGACUUCGAUACGACAAUUGAUCUCGAUAGUAGUUUACCUACAAAUGAUGAUGUGGAAAGAGAUUUGCCCGGGAGCAAAAGGCCUUGUCUGUUGCCUUCUGAUAUCCGCUCAGUCGAACCGUCGCAUUCUACUACGGAUCAAACCAACCGACCGCCCCUCAAGCUAUCGGGAGGGUUGCGGCGUGCCCAGGUACUGAACGAUCCGAUCGAGUUCUCUAGUUCGCCUCGGUUCUCGCCGAAGCUAGUGCAGGCCACGGCGAGCAAUAAGGUUUCUCAAAAUAUUGAAUUAGACGAUCCAUUUGCCUCCUCUCCUCCUUCUGCGCAGCCUCAACCGAAGAGGCAGAGCCCUCCAAAGGUCACAUCUCGGCCUGCUCCUACCGUAACUCGUCGGAUAGACUAUGGCUUGGACUCGGACGAUUUCCUUGAUGCCUCACUUCAACCUGUUCCAAAACCUAUAUCCAAGCCCUGUACAAUCACACUUGACGACACUGAUGACGAUGACGACCCCUUCGCGAUUCCACCGAUCCGAGCGCCUGCUGGGGCGAGAAGACCACCAUCUCUGAAGGUUACAACUGCACCACUGGAGAAGGGCAAACAGAGGGCAGAAUCACCCAAGAGAAGGUCGAAUUGGGACCCUAUCUCGAGCUCUGCUCCAGAAAGACAGCUACCCAGUGACCCAUUUUCCCCUCCACCGCCGCGGAGGGCUUUUACAAAGUCUGUUAGUGAGGUGAUUGACUUGAGUGAUGAGGAACCAGUAUCUCACAAUCUCGAUCUGGCCUCGGACGAAGCUUUCCCGGAUCUCGACCACUUUGACGCCACAAGAUUGAAAACGCGAAUUGAGACCAAGAAAACGAGUCACAGAGUCUCUUCAACAACCAGCAAACCCACAUCUGCCCGAGCUACGAACAAGAAGUCGGCGGACGAUCGAGCGAAAGAUAAAGAAGUAAAAGCUGCAGAGCGAGACCAGGAAAAGGAGCGCAAAAAGCAAGAGAAGGAGGCGGCGAAGGAGCAAAAAGCCAGAGAAAAAGAACGUGCUGCUGCUCUUGCAGAAGUCAACAAAGUGAGAACGGACAAGAAAAUCUCAACACCAGAGAUGAUUACGGAUAUUUCGUCGAGUCUGCCCGCUGCAGUGACGCUGCAAAUACAGACCCUGCUAAAAGAUCUGAGCGUUCAGCAUUAUGUGUGGGAAAGCCCGGUUGACAAUGUUAUCAAGUGGAGGAGAAAGGUUGCGAGCCGCUUCAAUGACGAGCUCGGGCUCUGGGAGCCGAUACCAAUGCGAAUUGAACCUGAGAAGUUCGCUCUUGUUAUCGUUACUGCUUCAGAGUUUGUGGCUUGUGCUCUGGGGCCCGAAGGAAACGAUUUGGAAGCACAUGUUCUGAAGAUAAAGCGUCAUUUCCCAACUGAGCAGCUCAUCUAUCUCAUUGAGGGCUUGAAUCCGUGGAUGCGGAAAAAUCGCAACGUCCGUAACCGACAAUUCGUCUCUGCUGUGCGAAACCAGAGUGCGGAGCCCGCGGAAGCUGCUUCGGCAGGUGCUCAAUCCCGACGGCGCAGAAACCAGCAGCAGCAGCAGGAGUACAUUGACGAAGACUCGGUUGAAGAUGCGCUGCUAGAGCUACAGGUGAUGCACAACGUGCUCAUUCACCACACUAACGCGGCUGUUGAGACGGCGCAGUGGGUUGCUAUUUUCACCCAACACAUUUCAACGGUUCCAUAUCGUAAACAGCGCGAGGCGGCCAACGCAGCCGGCGCUGGUUUUUGCAUGGAGACAGGACAGGUGCGCACUGGAGAGGAUGUCAAGGAUACCUACGUCCGGAUGCUACAGGAAAUUGUACGGAUCACGGCUCCCAUCGCUUACGGCAUCGCCGCCGAGUUUGAGACGGUACCGAAACUGGUGAAAGGGCUAGAAGAAGGUGGUCCACUCGUUUUAGAGAACCUGCGGAAGAGUACCAACAAAGACGGUGGCUUCUCUGAACGGGCAAUUGGGAAGGCUGUCAGCAAGAGGGUCUACAAGGUUUUUACCGGUCAAGAUGAAUGGAGUACGGACGUGUAG